UACCGCCUGCCUUCAUUUUGAAAAUCAGUUCGCAGAGUUCGAACUUUGCAUACCGGGAUCUGGAAAUCGCACUUCUUCUCCUUCCAACAAUUCCUCAAUCAAACGUUACAUUUUAUGAAUAAUCUCUUAGCAUAUCAGUUUUGCUCCGUCAACGCGCCGCAGGAAAUAGGGGAAACAUGCGCUCGGAUUCCAAAAACCGACUCACCGUCCGCAACGCGCCGCGUGCUCCCUCCGUCGAUGCUUUAGAAAAUGCUCAGGGUUUAGCAAGCCCUUGUUCCAUAUCUAAAGAGAGGAGCUGUUCCAAGGAUAAUAUCAGUGUAAAUAAAUCUGGAACUUCAAGCCUUUGUUUGGAGCCACAGCAGAUGAAAAAGAGGAAAAAGGGAGGGAAAUGUAAUUUGCGGAAAAGUCUAGCAUGGGACAGAGCCUUUUCAACUGAAGAAGGUGUAUUGGAUCCCCUAGAACUGUCUGCCAUAAGUGGUGUAUCUUGUAGAGCUGGAUUAACUUUCAUAAGUGAAGGUACUCCUGUUAGUUCCGGCCAAGAUGAAGAAUUCCAUAAAUAUAAGGAAAAUUAUCAGUCAUCACCAAUGCUUGAUUUCUCUUCCUCCAACCGUACGACAUCAACAUCUCUGGCUUUACAGAAAUUCUCAACUAAUUCAGGCAUCAAACUUCAGUCAAAAUAUAUCGACUGCCCUCGACCUUUACCUUCACCAUCAUUAAAAAGGCCGGCAAAUGCAAGUGUCGGGAAAACUACAAGCAAGGAAUCAAAGCUGCCCAAAGUUCCUGGCUUGAAGCCAAGCCUCAGUCCAGCUUGUGCUACAAUUAGGAGUACUAUACCCAGAGGGAGCCAUGUUAAGCACAACCGGAUAACUCAACCAGAUUUUAGCAUACAGAGAGACGCGGAACCAAAGAGCUCCCUGAAAAUUUGUAAUGACACUCAAAACGCAUCAAGAGCUGAUAUUCCUCAAUCAGCCAACCAUUCAGAUGGAAAUUUGGACUUCUCAUCAUUCAAUAGGAAUUUAUCCAUCAAUACAAGUCUAGUGACAAUUGGAAAAGCCUAUAGUUCCGCUUCAAAGAUGACUCCAAGCAAUUUGACUCAAAUCAGGCUAGAGAACUCAUGUGAGAGCCAACGAUAUGAUUCAGCAACUUUUUCUCAGAAUGCUCAAAAUAAUGCUAAAAUUUUGCAUCCUUCGCAAAAUCAAACGAUGAGGCCAUCAGGUCUGAGAAUGCCAUCACCAUCUUUGUCAUUCUUCAGUCAGCCUAAACCUUCUGUAUUCCGGAAUUUGCCAUCACGAGAUACUGAGUCAUAUUUUAAUUUGUCACGGAAUCCUGGAAGUUUGAGGUUGCAAGGCAACUUGAGCAUAACAACCAAGUCACAUGAUGCGGUUUCAGAUAGCAUAAUCAGCAGAAGUAAGGGAAUAUUCUCCCGAUCAGAGUCUACUACAGCAGUUCAUGUCUGUGAUUCUGAUUUAUUGAAACCAAACGUGGAGGGUCCUUUCAAGAAAACAAUGCCUGUGAAGGAAUCUCAUGGGGACGCUGAAUCGCGGAAGAUCGGCAUUGAAGUUCCUUCACGAAAUGGAAGUUGGGAACAAGCAAUUCUCAAUAAUUCUAUAGAUGAUUGCCCUGUAAAAGAUGAAUCAUGUGGAAUUGAAUGGAGAAAUGCAGAACUAGGAUCAAAACAGAAUUCUGCUAUUUUGGAAUCUCAAACAUCAAGUGCAAUUGAUGAACAAUAUGACAAGAAAAAUAUUCUGGCGAUUCUACAUAAUGCACAGUUGGAUUGUGAUUCCACACAAUACACAGAUACAUUUUAUGACAGAAUGCAAAAUAUUUCGGCAAUGCAAAGUGAUUGCAGAGAAAGCAGCAAACAAGAUUCCCAUGAAGCUCACUUAGAGAAAACUAAUCCAUUAAUUAGUUCUCUUGGAGAGAAUGAAAGAACUGACUCGAACAGUUAUAGUGAAAAGGAAAUAGCAGGUGAGCAAAUGGAUGUAUCCCAGCAAGGAAUUUACUGCAGGGAAAGUGUGAAAGCUUUGGAAAGGGGGGAGACUGUCAAUGGAAGUCCAGCCAACCCCGCAGCAGAGCUCCAUAUGCUAAAUUCUGUACUUGCGUCGACUGUUGAGGACUGCAAAAAUUAUGCAAAAUUCAAGCACGAGAUUGGUAAUGACUCCUGCCAACCCUGUGAAGGUCCAGAGGUUCAACAUUUUCAUCAAACUGAGAUGGAGUCAAAACAAAUUGGGAAAUUGGAUAUAAGAGACAGGUUAUUGGCUGAAAAACAACAGUGUCUUCAGAACUCGAAGCAGGAAGAAAAUGUUGGUGAACUUCUGGAUGUAGUCUCAGACAGAAAAGAUGGAUCGAAAAUGGUUGACACUGAGAUUCCAUUGUCUUUAUCUCUGGAUAAUAGACAAAGAGACGAUCUAGGUAAAGAGAAAGCUAUAGCACAACCUCUCAGAAUGGUGGAGUGUGAAAAUCCGUCACACUGUCUUCAUCAGGACACUCAGAGCAUAGAAAGUAACGACUUCCCACUUCCUCAAAAUACGACACAAUUGUCCCCGGAGGAUACUGGUAUAAAGACAGAGAAGGUCCCGUGUUUACAAGUUAGUUAUGCAAACAAUGAGCUGACCACAACAGUGUCACUAAAGAAUUGUGAAUCUGAAAUUGGUAACCUUAGUGGUACAAAGGAGCCAUGGACUUUGGUGGUGCAGUCAUCAGAAAGCGAAAUGUUGGAUAACUGCUGCUUUCAACCAUCAGAGUGCCUGGCCUUAGCUGGGGAUGAGUUUGUUGCAGAGAAUCUUGUCUGUACUGAUGAUUACAUGAAGGCAGAACAUCUUCCUGAUGUAUGCUCUGCAGUUAAUGCUGUUGAGAGUGUGGAAGAUUCUAUUACAGGUCAAAAUGUAAUAUUGAAAAGCGUUUCAAGAAAUUCCACUCCUGCAAAGGAAUCACCUUUAAAACUUGAAGCUUGUAACGAUGAAGAUGAAACUGGAGGUGGUACUGCAGAUGCAAAGGAAUCACCUUUCUCUCACACCAAUAAGGUUGAAGUUUCUGAAGAUGCUAGUAGUUCUCUCAGUUGUCUUCGUCCUAAGUGGGACCAUGACACGGUUGAAACCACAUUGCUAACAGAAAAUAAGCAUGGGGAUGGUCUUGAAGAAAAGAAAAAUCUCUUGCUUGUUAUUCCUCCAAAUGCUAUACCGUUUUCUGAUGAAUGGUUGUCUGCCAUGGAAGCAGCGGGAGAGGAUAUUCUCACAAGGAAGAGUGGGGCGGUUCAAAAUUCACCUCCUGACAAAUCUCUACCUGAGCCAAGCCCAUGGUCACCGGUCAAAAAGAAAAACAAUCAGAUUGGACCAUAUGACUGCACGAAGAAAAUUACUGCGGCGUCCGAUUCUUAACCACAUGAUAAGGUUAGUCAGAAAUUCAAAUUUCUGAUUGCAAGUGUAGUUACUGAUCUAGAAACUUUGUAGGCUAGUUGAUUACUGAAACUUCUUUCUGCACGAAGAAGUAAAUCACUUAUAUGAGUUUGAUGCUACACGUUAUCUAACAAAACAAUUUCUGAUUGCUAUGUAUCAAUGUUUUAUUCAACUCCAUAUUGAAAGGUUAGAGAAUUUCUUGUC
Molecule: messenger RNA, 3599 nt
Organism: Salvia hispanica
Lineage: Eukaryota; Viridiplantae; Streptophyta; Magnoliopsida; Lamiales; Lamiaceae
Source: RefSeq, a predicted model, not a curated record